UUGAGUUCCAUUUUAAACAACAUGGGAAAAAUCAAGAAAACAAGGGAGAGACUUCAUCAAAAAGCCGUACGAUUUGCUGAUAAAACACCAGAAGAGAAUCCAAAUGAGUCAUCCUUACCAGCUAUUUUCCCAAUAACUGGUCUGUUCACUGAGACCCAAACGCCAGAUGUUCAGGACCCUAAGAAAACAGCCAGUAAAAAGGACAAGCGCAAAGAAAGACAUGAAAMGUUYCUUAAAAAGCUACAUGGGCACAGAGCAGUAGAAGAAAGUAUAAAAAAAGCUGAAAAAAGAUCAAAAACUGUCAUUGUUGGAGAUAUGGAACCUCUGUUGUCAGCUUUACCAACGAUUCUUCAAGCAAAACCCAGUGAAAGGGACAAGGGACAGGAACAUUUAGGGAAGAAAAAGAAGUUGUCAAAGAAAUCAAGACAGAAAAUGCAAAUUGCAGAGAUUGAACAUUUUCAGCAGGUUUUGAACCACCCCGCCUACCAAUCAGACCCUGUGAAUGCAAUAUCAGAACAUCUCAAGCUUUCUAUACAAAGAGAGACAGACACCAAAACAUAACGUACAGUAAUUUGUGGAAUUGUGUACGAUUUUGAAUUUUAAUAAAUUUGAUUYAUAACUAACACCUUUUAGCAGUACAUGCUCUGAUGAAGUGAAAAUUAAAAAAAAAAUGAC
Molecule: messenger RNA, 675 nt
Organism: Exaiptasia diaphana
Lineage: Eukaryota; Metazoa; Cnidaria; Anthozoa; Actiniaria; Aiptasiidae
Product: ribosome biogenesis protein slx9
Exons: 5
Coding region: 22-561 (179 amino acids)
Biological process (GO): maturation of SSU-rRNA from tricistronic rRNA transcript (SSU-rRNA, 5.8S rRNA, LSU-rRNA)
Cellular component (GO): preribosome, small subunit precursor; nucleolus; 90S preribosome
Source: RefSeq, a predicted model, not a curated record